AAGGAAAAGCCUAAUUUCGGUCAAACUGGGCGAUUGGCUGCAGAGAGCAAGACUGUGAAUGUCAAUGGUAACUCUGUCGUUCUCAAGUAUCACGAGCCUCCGGAAGCGCGCAAACCCCCAGCAAAGGAACCGUGGCGACUUUACGUGUUCAAAGGGCAAGACCUCCUUGAAAUGGUGGAAUUGGGCAUACGCAGUUGUUGGUUGGUUGGGAAAGAACAAUUGGUAGUGGAUUUUCCUCUAGAGCAUCCGAGUUGCUCUAAACAGCAUGCCGCGCUGCAGUUUCGCUUUGUCGAAAAGCGGAAUGAAUUCGGAGAUCGGAUCGGACGUGUCAAGCCUUAUCUGAUCGAUUUGGAAAGCGCCAAUGGUACUACAGUGAACGGAGACGCGAUUCCCGCUGGCCGGUACGUGGAACUGCGGGACAAGGAUGUAAUCAAGUUUGGCCUAAGUACCCGGGAAUACGUCCUCAUGCUACCUCCGCCUGAAUAA
This is a messenger RNA of Aspergillus piperis CBS 112811, 486 nucleotides long. RefSeq names its product SMAD/FHA domain-containing protein. The record is from RefSeq and is a predicted model, not a curated record. Lineage: Eukaryota; Fungi; Ascomycota; Eurotiomycetes; Eurotiales; Aspergillaceae. Gene Ontology annotation, cellular component: nucleus. The transcript has a single exon. Gene Ontology annotation, biological process: maintenance of RNA location; mRNA splicing, via spliceosome. Gene Ontology annotation, molecular function: protein binding; mRNA binding. The annotation marks the transcript as partial.